Messenger RNA from Merops nubicus (carmine bee-eater), 942 nucleotides. Its product is annotated as olfactory receptor 2D3-like. Lineage: Eukaryota; Metazoa; Chordata; Aves; Coraciiformes; Meropidae. The record is from RefSeq and is a predicted model, not a curated record. Bases 1 to 942 code for a protein of 313 amino acids. Gene Ontology annotation, molecular function: G protein-coupled receptor activity; olfactory receptor activity. Gene Ontology annotation, biological process: G protein-coupled receptor signaling pathway. The transcript has a single exon. Gene Ontology annotation, cellular component: membrane.
AUGGCGAGGCAAAACCAAAGCGUCGUGACAGAAUUCAUCCUUCAAGGCCUCUCCUCCCAGCUGAGGACACAGACUGUUCUUUUCAUGGUGUUCCUGGUGUUUUAUCUGCUCACAAUGGUUGGGAACAUCCUGAUCAUGGCCUUGAUCAGAGCUGACUGCCACUUGCAGUCGCCCAUGUACUUUUUCCUCGCCAACCUGUCCUUGGUAGACAUCUGCUACAUCUCCAGCUACGUCCCCCAGAUGCUGGUGAACCUCUUGACCAAGAAGAGGACCAUCUCCUUCUUUCGGUGUGCUGCUCAGAUGUAUUUCUCUCUGGCUUUUGGCAUUACAGAGUGUGUCCUGCUGGGGGCCAUGGCCUACGAUCGAUACGUGGCGAUAUGUCGCCCCUUGCUCUACGCCACCAUCAUGAACAGGAAGCUUUGCAUGCACAUGGUGGUGGCUUCCUGGGCCAGCAGCCUGCUGAGCUCCACGGUCAUCAGCAGCCUCACCUGGCAGCUGCCCUUCUGCCAACACAACCUCUUGAAGCAUUACUACUGCGAAGUGCAAGCGGUGCUGGCCUUGGCCUGCGCUGACACCACCCUCACAAAGCUGGUCAUCUUCAUCUUCAGCAUCCUCAUCCUCUUCAUCCCCUUUCUCCUCAUCAUCACCUCCUACGCCCGUAUCCUCUCGGCCAUCUUGAAGAUCCCAUCUGCACGUGGGCAGCACAAAGCCCUCUCCACCUGUGGGUCCCACCUGAUGGUGGUGACCAUCUACUAUGGGACAGGCAUCUGCAUAUACAUGAACCCUUCAUCGAGGCCUCCACAGGACAGGGACAAAGUGGUCGCACUGUUUUACACCGUCGUAGCCCCCAUGCUGAACCCCCUCAUCUACAGCCUCAGGAACGAGGAGAUGAAGCGUGCCCUGAGGAGGGCAAUGAAAAGACCCAAAUCCUUGUUUAUUUAA